Notechis scutatus (mainland tiger snake) is the source of this 3070-nucleotide messenger RNA. It is a transcript of the gene VIL1, whose product is annotated as villin 1. Gene Ontology annotation, biological process: barbed-end actin filament capping; regulation of lamellipodium morphogenesis; actin filament severing. The record is from RefSeq and is a predicted model, not a curated record. Gene Ontology annotation, molecular function: actin filament binding; phosphatidylinositol-4,5-bisphosphate binding. Lineage: Eukaryota; Metazoa; Chordata; Lepidosauria; Squamata; Elapidae. Gene Ontology annotation, cellular component: lamellipodium; cytoplasm; actin cytoskeleton.
CUCUGGAAGACAGGCAUUCCUGCCCUUAUAUGGCAAAGGCUGGUGGCGACAGAGGGAAGGAAGGAACAAAGGUUGCCCUGGCACUUCCUCUGUUCAGGCACAGUCUUUCUCCAAGGUGCUGCGUGCCCACUAAGCAGACACCCCAGCCAAGCUACAAAGGAUUAGUCACCAUGCCGGAACUUAAUACCAAAGUCACCAAGACUCUGAACAAAACCACACCUGGACUUCAAAUAUGGAGAAUUGAGAACAUGGAGAUGGUGCCCAUACCACCCAAGACCUACGGGAACUUCUAUGAAGGGGAUGCCUAUAUUGUGCUUUCGACAAACAAGAUUCAGAAUACGUUCACCUAUGACAUCCAUUUCUGGCUGGGCAGUUCAUCAUCUCAGGAUGAACAAGGUGCAGCUGCCAUCUACACAACACAAAUGGAUGAGCACCUGGGUGGAGCUGCUGUACAGCACCGGGAGACUCAAAAUUAUGAGAGUGACACAUUUCGGAGUCACUUCAAGCAAGGCCUUGUCUAUAAGAAGGGUGGUGUGGCCUCAGGUAUGAAACACGUGGAAACCAACACUUACAACGUGCAACGGCUACUGCAUGUCAAGGGGAAGAAAAAUGUAGUGGCUGGAGAGGUGGAGAUGAACUGGAACAGCUUCAAUUUGGGAGAUGUCUUCCUGUUGGACUUGGGGAAGCUCAUCAUCCAGUGGAAUGGUCCUGAAAGCAACCGUUUGGAACGGCUGAAGGGCAUGAAUCUAGCCAAGGACAUUCGUGACCGAGAGCGUGGUGGCCGAGCACAGGUGGCUAUAGUGGAUGGUGAAAAUGAAGAUGCAUCUCCUGCACUCAUGAAAAUCAUGUUCUAUAUGCUUGGAGAGAAGAGAAACAUCCAACCGGCCAUUCCAGAUGCUGUAGUGGACCAGAAACUGAAAUCCUCUCUAAAGCUAUACCAUGUCUCUGACGUAGAAGGGAAUCUACUUGUGCAGGAAGUUGCCAUCCAGCCCCUUACCCAAGACCUUCUGAAGCAUGAGGAUUGCUACAUCUUGGACCAAGGUGGUAUGAAGAUCUUUGUGUGGAAGGGCAAACACUCCAGCAAGGAAGAGAAGCAGCAGGCCCUGUCAAGGGCUUUGGGUUUCAUCAAAGCAAAAAACUACUCACCUACCACUAGUGUGGAGACCGAAAAUGAUGGCUCUGAAUCGGCCGUUUUCAGGCAGCUGUUUCAGAAAUGGACCAUUCACAGUCAAACCACUGGCUUUGGGAAGACUCAUACAGUUGGAAAAAUAGCCAAGGUGGAGCAAGUGAAGUUUGAUGCCACGAGUUUGCAUGCCAGGCCAGAGUUGGCUGCUCAACACAAAAUGGUUGAUGAUGGUUCUGGAGAGACGCAGGUUUGGAGAAUUGAGAACUUAGAACUGGUGCCAGUGGAGGGUCGCAGCUUUGGGCAUUUCUACAGUGGUGACUGCUACCUUAUCCUCUACCAAUAUUUAGUUUAUAAUAAGAUACACUACAUCAUUUACAUGUGGCAGGGCCGUCAUGCCACCAAGGAUGAGAUUACUGCCUCUGCCUACCAAGCUGUCACUCUGGACCAAACAUAUAAUGGUGAACCUGUGCAGGUGCGAGUGACCAUGGGCAAGGAACCUGCUCAUCUUAUGGCCAUUUUCAAAGGACGCAUGGUGGUGUAUGCGGGUGGUACUUCCCGAGCUGGUAAUACAGAACCAGAACCUCCCACCCGUCUUUUCCAAGUUCAUGGGACUAAUGAAUACAACACCAAGGCUUUGGAGGUGUCUCCCAGAGCCUCCUCCCUCAAUUCCAAUGAUGUCUUCAUUCUUAAAACCCAGAGUUGCUGUUACCUCUGGUACGGUAAGGGCUGCAGUGGGGACGAGCGAGAGAUGGCCAAGAGUGUUUCCGACCUGAUCUCCAGGACAGAGAAAGUUGUGGUAGCAGAAGGCCAGGAGCCUGCAGCAUUCUGGGUUGCACUAGGUGGGAAGUCUCAGUAUGCCAACAACAAAAGAUUGCAAGAAGAAACUGUUUCGAUCACGCCUCGGCUCUUUGAGUGUUCCAAUAAGACAGGCAAGUUCCUUGCCACGGAGCUCACCAAUUUUACUCAGGAUGAUCUAGAACAAGAUGAUGUGUUCUUGCUGGAUGCCUGGGACCAGGUUUACUUCUGGAUUGGUAAAGAUGCAAACGAGGCUGAGAAAGAAGCAGCAGCCGUCACCGCCCAAGAAUACCUGCGGACUCACCCAGGCUGUCGGGACCCAGACACUCCAAUUGUGAUUGUGAAACAGGGCAACGAACCUCCAACAUUCACCGGCUGGUUUGUAGCAUGGGAUCCUCUCAAAUGGACAGACAAGAAAACCUAUGAAGAACUGAAAGCUGAACUUGCCGAUGAGGACAGCCUUGACCAAAUCACUUCUGAAAUCUUGGAAGGAAAAGAAAUUUUUACUGCCAAGACAACUUUUGGCAAGUUGUCAUUCUCUACAUACCCCUUGGAGAAAUUGGUGAAUGUCGCUCCAGAAGACCUUCCCAAGGACAUAGAUCCCAGCCGGAAGGAGCAAUACUUGUCAGAGGAUGAUUUUUUUCAGAUCUUUGGAAUGUCCCAACGGGAUUUUGCAGCACUGCCUUCAUGGAAACAAAUGUCUCUCAAGAAGGAGAAAGGACUUUUCUAAAUGGAAAUAUGCCUGCCAUUAUUUUCAGCCAUUGCAGACCUUAAUGUCAUUUUUGGUAAAAGCUUGAUAACGGAAGCAUUCAGAAUUUUCUACUAGCAGUUUUUCAAAGACAAAAGGGCUUCCUUUUUUUUUUAAAAAAAAGUAUAGAUAAUCUUAGUGCAGACUCAGAACAGCUGCUUUAACAUACUUUCUUCCAGUUAUGAAGCUGCCCAAAACUAUGUUGGAAUCAUUUACUCUUUCUCAAUAGCCAAGUUCCAAUCUGACUUAGUGACAAAGCUGGCAAAUGGGGCUACCCUAAAACUUUAUUGUGGAACAGGUGCAGAAAAGCAAUUGGUGGAUUUCCUGCUAGUGGAAGACAGAAAAAAAAAAGCCACCACCAUUUUUCCUAAAAGGAGGUUGAGCUGGGGUGGAUUUUGAAU